UAAAUACGUCACGACCGUCCUGCCUGCAAAACAAUACACGUACGAACCGAACACGGUUAAUAACGGGAGUUAAACGACUGCUCGCUGAUCGAGAGCUCCGGUUCGUGGACAUGAAAGCGAGAUCCGCGUGAGACGAUCGUUCCGCACGGACGCGCACUUCCAGCAUCGACGGUCACCGGAUUCGGCGAUGGAUCCCGGCGGGUGUCGGUUGAACGGCGGCGGCGGCGGUGAUAUGAUCACACUGGAGGAUCUGGAGUCUGUGUCGGAGGAGCAGCUGUUGAACAGCCCCGAGGAGGGGCAGCAGGAGCCGCAGGAGGAGCAGGGGAGGCUCCUGAGGUACUGGACGGAUGUGGCGCGCGGUCACCAGGUGGAGGUACCGACAGACAUGGCCGAACCCAUCCGUCAGAUCACCACCGAUAACGAGGGCACACACACACGGGAGCAGGUGCCCUACACACUCCUCACACGCAAGGAGAAGUGCGGCGAGGUGGUGUUCGAGAAGCGUCACUAUGAGAAAGCGCACUGGGCCUGCAUCACGGUUCACGAGGACACAUAUGAACAGAGCAUCUGCUACGGCUUCAUGAAGAUCAUGAGAUACAUCUGCCAGCAGAACUCAGCAGGACGUUAUCUGGGGCUGACGAUCCCGAUCGUGACGGUGGUGCGCACCGAUGAGACACACAGGAGUCUGUCGCGAGCCGUGACCGUAGCGUAUUACCUGCCCCCCCCGCACCAGAGCGAUCCGCCGCGGCCACACGACCCCGAGGUCACCGUCGAGCAGUGGCCUGCUGCGGUCAUCUACUCCAGGGCCUUCACGGGGGUCACGAACGAGCUGACCAUCCUCCACGAGAUCAGCAGUCUGGCCGAGGCUCUGGACCGUCCAGCCGUCUGCGUCAGCGACUCCUUCAUCAUAGCUGGGUACACCAACCCCGCGGCGGCCCACCGGCAGAACGAGAUCUGGUUCCUGGAGCGGCCCUGAGAGGAGCGUCACACGGAGUAUAAGCUACACAAACACUCGCUGAAACACUGAUGCUGUAACACAAUCGUCACAGACCUCUCGUCUUCUGUCCGUCUCUCGCUCUAGAACCAACGCUUACGAUAAUCCAUAGAUGCAGAUAUAUUUAUAUAUAUAUAUUCCAGAUUCUCAUUGUGCUAUUUGAAGUAUUUUUGAAAGGUGUGUGUUCCAGCAGGAAGCUCAGAUGUCAGACACCGUGAAUGAGUUGAUCUGUCCUCAGUAGAAACACUGUGAAGCUUCUGUUCUGAUCUGAAUAAACCACUGCUGACCCGA
This is a messenger RNA of Carassius gibelio (silver crucian carp), 1285 nucleotides long. It is a transcript of the gene soul3, whose product is annotated as heme-binding protein soul3. The transcript has 5 exons. NCBI's taxonomy places the organism in Eukaryota, Metazoa, Chordata, Actinopteri, Cypriniformes, Cyprinidae. The record is from RefSeq and is a predicted model, not a curated record. The coding region runs from base 188 to 976 and encodes 262 amino acids.